Molecule: messenger RNA, 978 nt
Organism: Branchiostoma belcheri (Belcher's lancelet)
Lineage: Eukaryota; Metazoa; Chordata; Leptocardii; Amphioxiformes; Branchiostomatidae
Product: U6 snRNA-associated Sm-like protein LSm2
Exons: 5
Coding region: 47-334 (95 amino acids)
Biological process (GO): mRNA splicing, via spliceosome
Cellular component (GO): P-body; catalytic step 2 spliceosome; precatalytic spliceosome
Molecular function (GO): RNA binding
Source: RefSeq, a predicted model, not a curated record
AGAUUUCUCGAGAUGUCGUAGCAGCGCGGAAAAGAAAGAAACCAAGAUGCUGUUCUACUCAUUCUUCAAGUCCCUAGUUGGCAAAGACGUAGUCGUGGAGCUGAAAAACGACUUGAGCAUCUGUGGAACAUUACACUCAGUUGAUCAGUUUUUGAACAUCAAGUUGACAGACAUCAGUGUUACAGAUCCUGAGAAGUACCCACACAUGCUGUCAGUGAAGAACUGUUUUAUCCGUGGCUCGGUGGUUCGGUAUGUGCAGCUCCCAGCAGAUGAGUGUGACACACAGCUCCUACAGGACGCGGCCAGGAAAGAAGCAGCGCAAAACAAACAAUGAUGACAGACAUACAUAAACAGAACUAUGUCAGCUUUACUAUAUCAAAGACUCACUCUUUGCAAACCUUUUCUUUUGGCAAAUUUUUAAUGAAAAAAAAAGACCAUGGUAGCAGCCCUUUGUUCUUAUAACCUUUAAGUUUUCUAGCCAGAAGAAGAUUUUGUUUUAAAUCCUUUCCAAAGAUUAUGAAUCAGGGAUGGAGCCUGGUUUGACGGUUGUAAGAAAGAGAUGUCAGUUCUAACAUGGUCUAAUUGCUGUAUAUAUCAGCUAUUUUUGUCGGACAUAAGAGAUGCAAAGAUCAGUUUUGUAUUUGCAAAAUGAUUUGAGAUACUGGAAAUGGUACCUGUAAGGUAAUCUUGGUACAAGAAGAGUCAAGUUUUCAUGUUGUACAUUAUUCAGAUAGCUAAGACUAAGAGGCUUCUUUUGUUACAUUGUUCUUUGAGGAAGAUCAGUUUAUAUGAACAUAAAUUACCAUAGACUGUAAGUCAUAUGUUAUGUGUUAUCUUAGUUGUUAGCAUUGGUUAUUUUCUGUUAGACUGCCCCAAAGGAUAUAGUACAGAUGUACUAUGAUGCUGUAUUAGUGUAAUGAAAGGUUACUGGACUGAGACAGAAAUAAACAUCAAUCAUGUGUAACUUAUCACUGGAAA